This is a messenger RNA of Penicillium daleae, 1833 nucleotides long. RefSeq lists its product as uncharacterized. Gene Ontology annotation, molecular function: copper ion binding; oxidoreductase activity. NCBI's taxonomy places the organism in Eukaryota, Fungi, Ascomycota, Eurotiomycetes, Eurotiales, Aspergillaceae. Bases 1 to 1833 code for a protein of 610 amino acids. The record is from RefSeq and is a predicted model, not a curated record. The transcript has a single exon.
AUGAUACCUUCGUUGCUUUCCCUGCUUGCCCUUGCAGGUGCAGGGGUCUCAGCCGCCUCAAUCCCUAGCACCGCCAGCGCAGGCCUCAGUGCUCGCAGCACCAACCUGACUCCAGGCUGCAAGAACGGCCCCACAUCCCGCCAAUGCUGGGGCCAGUACGAUAUCAACACCAAUUACUACGACACGGUCUUUCACACAAACCACACCGUCGAGUACUGGUUGACCCUCGAGGAGAUCGACUGCGCACCAGACGGGUACCUGCGUAAAUGUCUGGCAGCCAAUGGAACCGUCCCUGGCCCCGCAAUCACGGCUAAUUGGGGAGACGAGAUCGUCGUCCACGUCACCAACAACAUCAAGACCAACGGCUCGGCAAUUCACUGGCACGGUGUGCGGCAGCUCAACAACAACGCGAACGAUGGAACACCCGGUGUCACUCAAUGCCCUAUCGCACCUGGCACAAGCAUGACAUACAGGUUCCACGCCGACCAGUACGGCACCACGUGGUACCACAGCCACUUCAGCUUCCAGUAUAGCAAUGGUCUGUAUGGACCACUGAUCAUCAAUGGCCCUGCUACUGCCGAUUACGACGAGGACCUCGGUCCCGUCUUCAUCACUGACUGGAACCACUAUACCGCCGACCUCGAGUGGGCCACCGUCUCCAACUUCAACGUGACAUUCAACGGCUCCGAAACCGGCCUCAUUAACGGCAUGAACACCGGAAACUGCACGGCGCUCAACGCGACGAAAGCAGACCCUAAUUGCCUCAGCGACGGCAAGAAGUUCGAGCUCCACUUUGAGCAAGGCAAGAAGUAUCGUUUGCGAGUGCUCAACGUCGCAGAGGAGGAUUGGGUUCAGUUCAGCAUCGACAAUCACACCUUGACGGUCAUCGCGAUGGACUUUGUGCCUAUCGUGCCUUACCAGACCAGUAGCAUUUUCAUCGACAUGGGUCAGCGAUAUGACGUUAUUGUUGAGGCGAACGCACCGCCAGCCGACUACUGGCUGCGUAGUGGUUUCGAGCCGUUAUGUAUUCCCAACGGCGCGGGUGCAAACAAUAUAAGCGCCAUUGUGAGAUACGACAAGACCAGCACUGCGAAUCCGACCAGCUCGAGCGUGGACGGUAACAUAUUGGGGUGGGAUCUCUGCGUUGACGAGCAGCCAACCAACUUGGAGCCCUGGGUGCCUGUCAGUUUGGACAUGGCCAAUGUGGUUGCAGGCAUCCAGACCGAGACCAUCAUACCAGAGUGGGUUGACAACAAUACCUAUCUCCGCUGGUCAAUCAAUGACGGGGCGUUCAUGUGGGUGAACUGGUCGAACCCAGCACUUGGAGACGUUAUCACUGGAGACUUGAAUGCAAUUCCCACGUCAGACAACAUCUUCCAGGUUGGCUCCAACUCGUCGGCGAAGAGUACGCUUCGCAAUGAGACGGAAUGGGUCGUCCUGGUCAUCGAAGACAAGACACCCUUCACGGGUAUCUCUCACCCUAUCCACCUCCACGGACACGACUUCCUCAUCCUCUCGACUGGCUACGAGCCGUGGACUGGAAGAACGUACGGAUGGCAGUUAACCAACCCGCCACGUCGCGACACGGCCACUAUGCCCAGUAACGGGUAUCUUGCUAUCGCUUGGCCGCUCGAUAACCCGGGUGUCUGGGCUUUGCAUUGCCACAUUUCCUGGCACAGCAGUCAGGGUUUCGGUGCGACGGUGCUGGAGUCGGCGGACAUGAUCCCCAAGCCGGUGGGAGGUGAUUGGUCUAAGGAGCUUGAUCCAGUUUGCAAGGCCUGGCAUGAGUGGGUGCCAACUGCACCCUUCCAGCAGACUGAUUCGGGUAUUUAG